Molecule: messenger RNA, 1063 nt
Organism: Phaedon cochleariae (mustard beetle)
Lineage: Eukaryota; Metazoa; Arthropoda; Insecta; Coleoptera; Chrysomelidae
Source: the annotation of a GenBank genome assembly
AGGUAUUGCCAAUUACCUUGACGUAAUAAAAUGAAAUUAUGACAAGACCUUCAGUUAGAAAAUGCCAAAGUCAAACGUCUCCACAGAAUGAUUCCCAUCAGAUCCAUUGCAAAACAUUUAAUUAGAUCCAAAUUCAAGAUAGUACUCAACUCAUACCGAACCACGCACUCACACGGCACCAAACAAGCAUGCAACAAACCGUAUACAACCCUGAUGGAACCAGCCUGCAAAGUAGCAGUGAUAACCGGAGGCACAGAAGGCAUAGGCUUCGCUACCGCUCACCAACUGCUCUGCUGCAAAGCUAAACACGUAGCCUUGCUCGACCAAGACAUCCCAAAAGGUUUCGAGGCAGUGAACCAUCUGAACUGCUCCCACGGCAAAAACAAAGCCACUUUCAUCAAGUGUGACGUAAGCAACAAGGAAGCCGUCGACGACACCUUCUUGAAGCUGAAAAACGAGUUCGAGACGGUGGAUAUAAUAGUCAAUGCAGCAGGCUUGUGGGACGAGACCAAGUGGCAACAAGAGCUGCAGACUAACCUAGUAGGGACGAUCAACGUUAACCUUGCUGUUCAGCAGUGCUUCGAGAGUUCUAAUGCAGUGGUGAUAAAUCUAGCCGGUUUAUCAGGACUGCAGCCUAGCAGCUGUUCUCCGAUUAACUCAGCUGAGUACGCAGGCAUAGUGAGGCUGUCGCAGAGCCUGGGUCACCAGGCUAACUUCAAAAGGAAGGGGGUGCGUGUGGUGGCGCUAUGUGUUGGACUGACUUCCACGAACUUCAUCAAGGAUGUGCACUUGCGCAUGCUUACUGCUGAGAUGGGAAAGGAGCUUCAGGAAGAGAUGAAGACUGCGCUGUGUCAGAAGGCUGAGGCUGGUGCUAGGGCUGUUCUAGAGCUGGUGAGGCGUGCUAAGACGGGAAGUGUUUGGGUGGUUGAAGGGUCGAGGUUGCUGCAUGUGGAGAUGGCCGAUUGGAGGAAAAGUUUCACUUUGGAGUCACAGUUCACCUAGAUGUAAUUUUGUAUACAUUGAAGAUUUUUUAUUUGUAAAAUAUACACGUCAUCUUACUUUC